AACUUAGAAAAAUAUUUGAUAUAGAUAUUUCAACCGAGUUUAUCUUCCAGUAAAAAGAAACCAAAUUUAUUGUUAAAUCAAACCAAAUCAUUAUUCGAAAUUACAAGAGUAUCUGUUAAAGGAAUUGCCUGGAUACAUUUAAAAUAGGCAAUUUUUACCGCCAUAAUUAGAUGUUUAGUAAAGUAUAUUUUCGUAACUGGCAGUGUGCAAAACCCCCGAGAGUUUUUAUACAGUAGUUCACUAAUAAAAAUCAAAGAAUAUUUAAACAAUAGUGAAAAACUUUAGUGUAACCCAUACGGAAAAAGGUGUCUAAUUGUUAAUCAAGUAUUCUGAUGUCCAACCUUCCUGUCAACGUUAUUUAGUAUUACAAAUUUAAUAUUUUUAUAGUUAAGUAGUAAUAUUAGUAUAUAAAAAAUAAUGUUUCCUCGUACCAGAAUGAUGACUUAUUGAAAUUGGAAUCCAUCUAUUUGUAAUGAAUUUGAAUGCAUUUAAUAAAUCCGAACGGUAAUAUCGAUGUAGUCUGGAAAUGGUGUGUAAAGAGGAGGUACUACUAUGGUUUAAGGACUUGGAUAGUCAUAACAGGAUAGAUUUGGUGUAUGAGUUAUUAAAUAUGUGUUUGCCGUUCGAGUUGCGUUUUUUCGGUUCUUGCAUAGAGGAAUUGGGUAGACAUACUUACCUGGAACUACGCGGACCCAGCAUCACAGCCAACGAUUUGGAAAAAUUAUCAAAAGAUACUUCGUUCAAUCAUGGUAUAUUGGAUGAAAGUGUUCGGCACAGGCUUAUAAUUUAUCUCUCGUUACUAUCAUCUAGGAACUACAGUGUUGCCAAUUGGUUAUAUCGGAAAUUGUUAAGGACAGACUCGAUUGAAGAGUUUUUAAAAGAAAAAUGGAAAGAUGAAAUGUUACAUAGUGAAUUUUUAUUAUUAUAUACGAUGGCGUUACACCAUCCAGCAUUUAUUUUUGAACAAAAACAAUUUUUCAGUAGGGUGCUAAUGAACUUGAUCGAUAUUAGGGAAAAUAGGGUUUCGGCUAAACAUAGUGAAUUAGGAUAUCCGCCCGGGUUCGGGUAUCCAACCCAAAAGUCACUAAUGGAAACUCCGAUGGUACCAGUAAAAACCGCCCAACCUACCUGCGGCGAUUCACCUUCGAUAUUCCAUCAACCCCCAGGUUUACCACAUUUACCACCACCGCCACCUACUCACCUAGAUUUUAAUGGAAUACCCAUGUGGAAUAGACCAGGAUUUCCGUAUGGUGCUCCUGAGGUGGUACCACCUUUCCCAACGCCGACCAUUUCACCACUAGUCAGUCAAGCAGCUUCGCCUAGUCAAAGUAGAAGCUCGUCUCCACAUCGGACGCAAUUAGUGAGGCCUCCACCACCACCACCACCUAGUGGGAUUCAGCUUCCUCCUAUACAACCGCCUGGUUUAUCGGUACCAGUUACGAUCAACUUGGAAGUAUUAAGUGCACCAAUAGUCAGUACCCAAAUAGCAGCGGAAUUGGUACCGCCUCCUAAUAUACCAGUGUUUCCACCACAUCCUGAUUUAAAAGCAAUUGAGGAUGAUCCAUUGAAGUUAAAUUCGAUAGAAGAAAAGCGUGAUAUUCUGUGGCCUCCGGAAGUGAAACCGAACGGUAUACGAUUUCCUUUAAUGGGAAAAUUGUCGCCGUGUUUAGUAGAACAAAUGCAGGCGAUAAAUUUAGAAGGUGAAAACGCUCUGCAUCAAUCGAAUUCGUCUAGUAAUAGCAGUCCGAACGAUACGCCGCCCGGUACACCGUCGACAACGCCCCACGGCCCCGGUAGGGGAGGAGGUGAAACGAUAACGAAACCAAGAUCUAACGGUAUACCUCCUUUCGGUGUUAACACUUGCCCAGACGCCCAAUCCCCGCCGCCGUUUAGCAACAGUACCGUGCCUUACAGUUUUCAACAGCCCUUUACGACUCUACCGCAUAACAGGUCAAUGUUUCACUAUAAUCCCGCGUUUAGGGCCACAUUUACCGCUCAAUUUCCAACACCGAAUUUUCCGACUGAUACCAAUUAUCCCCCAUACACUACCGUUCCUUAUAUCCCUAUUAUGUAUUCCAGCCCUUACCCUCCGAGGACUCAACCGGGAUGUUAUAAUUGUGGCGCGCCUAAUCACGUCGGCAGUGAGUGUACUAGCCAGAACAUAGAAGAGAUUACCCAGAAGAAAACUUACGUUUUGGAUUAUAAUUCGCCUUCAACCGAUCCGGAGAAAUGAUAGUGUGCAUUAUGUUUGUGCGGUCACCAAUACCAUUAGAUAUGGCGGUGGGAUGGAUUCGGGUCGAAGAGUCGAUUAGAAAAUUCAUUUCCGAUUUGGUAUUCGUUUAACUACCGACUCGAAUCGAAAACUAAGAGUGAGGUUAGCUUUACCUCGAUCGUCGUUUGUCCUAUAAAAAGAAGAAUGAGACGUGAAUUGGACGUUGCCAAACUUUUGCUGUGUAUCUUUUAAAAAAUGUAGGUAUCUAUCUAUCUAUAGCUAUACUUUUUUUUUUUAUAAGACAAAUAACGAUUGCUCGGAUUCAGAUAUUGUGUGAAAUGAUGCUGCUUUUACCGAAAAUUCUAAAAUCCUCAAUUUUUGAAAUGUACAUUUUGAAAUUAGCUCCUAUUUUUCUUCAUUCUAUCAUGUUUUCCUACUUUUUAUUAGUGUAACUUAUAAAAUUUGAACUACAUUUGGUUUUUUGCCCAUUUCUAAAUAGGUCUAGAACCAUAAUUUUUACUCUAGUUUCAAAUUUUCCUCUUAAUUCCGUUUGAAUUUCAUUUUUUAUAAAAUAUUUUAUCUGUUACACAUCAUUCUCAACAAUUUAUUAAUAAUCUUAUUUGUUGUCUUUAUUUCCUAUUUUUUUAUCACUGGAAAUUAAUAUAAAACUGGUUUUUUUGUUUGGUUGCUCUAAACGAAAUUCAAAAACUCCUCCUAAUUGAGAUAUGUACCUCUCAGUGGUAAAAAACUGUUUUUUUUAUUACCAUUACACGACACACAAUUAUUUCAAAACUUUUUCUCAUUUUCGCUUUUUUUCAUGAAGUCCACGUUUCACAAUAAAAAAAUUUCACAAUUAUACAGCUUUUCAUAGUUUGCUUGUUUAUUUCCGGCUCGAAGGACCAACAAGUGUCAACACUUUCUCUCAUUUUCAUUUCUUUUUGUGAAAUCCACGUUCCACAAUAAAAAAUGUCACAUUUACACCGCUUUCCAUAGUUUGCUUGUUCAUUUCCGGCUCGAAGGACCAGCGAGUGUAAUUGUGUGAGUGUUGGAAGAUCAGCAAGUGUCAAAACUUUCUCUCAUUUUUGUGAAGUCCCUCGUUUGACAAAAAGUAAUCUCACAAAUACACUGCUUUCCAUAUGUUGUUGCUACAUAUCCGGCUCGAAGGACCAGGCAGUAUCAAAGUGUACAUGUCAUCAAUCAGUUGUAGUCAUUCCAAUUUCGGUUUUUCACAAUUGUUGGAAAAAAUUGUGAUCACAAAAUUAGUAGUUUGGAAAAUUUUUUCCAUAUGUUGCUGGUUUGUAUACGGCUCGAAGGACCAGACAGUGUAUUUAUGUUUGUUGAUGUAGGGUAGUAUAAACAUUGUAAUAAUCAUGUAACGUUUUUUUUUUGGUCACUUUGUUUAGUAUAAAUGUACGAAUGGGAGAUUUACGAUGUUUGGUCACUUUUUUUAUGGUAGUUUUUCUUUUCUUUCACUUUCUAAUUUUCCUUUUUGGAGAAUAGUACUACCAGAUUAUUUGUUUUUUUUUCUGUUAUAAUUUCAUGAGUCUUCUCUUUUUCUUCUUAGUACACCAACACUAAAUAAUUAUACCUUCUGGUCCUUCUAGCCGGAAAUAAAAUUCAAAUACUGUGAUUGACGAUGAUGGUGUAGUCGUAGUGUAAUUAGUAUGUUCAGUACUUAGUCCCCAAACCUGUUUUGUCACUUUUUAUAUUAUAAUUAUAACAAAAAGGAGAUUUAUGAUGUUUUUAUCCAUUAUUCUAAUUAUUUGAACUUGUAGUUUUGGAUUUCGAUUCAAAAUUUUCUUUUUAUUGUUGAACACUGUAGCAAACGUCGAAAUUCGUUGACAAACGACAGUUAUUAGAGAUAAUGACUUAUUAUCAAUUGGAUAUUGACUAAAUUUUUUUAGAAUUUUCGGGAAUAUGGCACAAACGAAGCCGCAACCGUUUUUUUUUUAAAUUGUAAUCCCAUGGUGAAAAUGUUCCAUCUAGACCUUUUUUUUUUAAAGGAAAACAAAGCAAUAGUUACAAAUUGGAUAUCGAAUUUGGUAAUCGAACGUUUUUCAUUGCGAAAUAGAUAUUUUCCUACCAGCUUUAAAUAAUUAGUGAUUUAUACUGAAAUUGGUCUGAAAUUGAAUCUGCAUGUAGUCAGAAAAAUUUUUCUGAGAUUUAUACAACGGAUGAUAAUUUUUUUGAUGAUGAUCGUUUUAACUUGAUUAAAAUCGUCUUUUAGUUUGUCUUAUAUGAUCAAUACUUUUUUUUUAAUAUGCAUGCGAUGACUUUUACAUAUUGAUUGUGGGAUCAAAUUUAUACGGAAUUAAUUCCAAAAAUAAUUGAAAUAAUUAUAAUAAAAAAAUUGAAUUGCUCUGUUCUCUAUUGAAAAAUAACCUGUUUUCAUUCAGAUGGAACAAGUGUAUAGAGACCGUAAUAAAUAUUUUAGUGAUUUAUUGAACAGUUACCAUGGUGGGUUUUUUUAAAAUGUAAUUUAGAAAACGUGUAAUUACUUGUAAAAAGUCUUAACGAUUUUUUUAUUUAUUUUUUUUUGUAAUUACCUUCUCAGACUAGGUCAAAAAAAUUGGUCGUUAGUUUUUUUUGCUAUAAGUUAUAGUGAAAUCCUAGUCAAUAUCUUUGUGAUUAAUGGUUUUAAAUUAUUUUUGCAAACUAUUAACUCCCUUAAUUUUUUUCUUUUUUGAAACAUUAAUGUUAAAUAACAAAAUAUACACAAUGUUAUUUGUAAACAGUGACAUGGUGAAAAGUGUAUGGAAUUUAAAUGAUGUGAUAUAUAUCUAAUAACAUAAAAAGAAAAAUUCUGGAAAAUUGAUUAUUUUGAUUGUUUUGUGCAAAUAGUUUUUGUUAAAAUUAUUUCAAGUUUUUUUUUAUUUAUUUUAAUAAGGUUGCUUUUAGGGAUCUUUUAAUAAAUAAUUUAUUUUUAUAUAGAAAACAUUCGUCCACGGAAAAUCUAUUUAUAAAUUUAUACAUUUUUUGUCCUAAACGAAAUUGAAUUUUGAAUAAAAAAAAGUUAUCAAUAAUUUGAUUUUAGAUAAUUGUUAAAUUAUUUCAAAAUUGGAGUUUUUUCUAAUAAAUAACUUCAUAAAAUCCCCAAAGUUUUUAUUCUAAUUGAAAAUUUGUUUUAAAGUUUAGUUGAAAGUACAUACCCUGUAUAUUUUAUGUUAAAUUAAUUUAGUACUUGUCGAUAGAUGAAUAAAUUAUAUAUAAUGAUAAUUUUUAUAUAAAAAUUUCAUUUUAGAAAGAAAUUUUAUUAUUUGGGUUACUUUCAAACUCUAAUGUAAUUUUUUUUAAAUUUAUGAAUUCGCAAAAUUAUGAAAAAAUUGAUUGAAAAGCAUUCAACUCAAUCUUUUUAACAAGUAAAAGUUAUUUUAUCAUUUUUGUACCUUUCAUUUAAUUUCUUUUUUUUUAAACUAUACUUUUAGGAAAUUUUGAAAAAAUUAAAUAAAAAAAUGGAUUAUAAUGCAUUUAUCAAAUAAAAUUUAUAAUUUCAUCAUUUAUAUGUAUUUACAUUUUAUAUUUAUUUCUUUUUUAACAAAAAUUUCAUAAAUACAAAAAAUUCUGAAAAAAAAAUAAAAUGAAAAUAAUGAAAUUAAUUGGGGGUGCCCACUCGAUUUUAUUCUUAUUUAAAUUGACGCAUGUAUAAAAUCAUUAAAUCGAUACUUUUCUCUUAUAUUAAAUAUAUUUUUUCUAAAUCAAAUUUGUAGAAAAAAAGAAUUAACAUAGAAAUUAACUGAGCGGUUACCCACUAGGAUCUUACUCUAUUUUCCUUUAACAUAAAUAAAUUCGUGAAAUUGAUAUUUUUCUUGUGUUUUAAAUAUUUUUUUCUCAUAUUAAAUUUGUACAGAAAAAAAAAUAAAAAUCGGAAUUAAUUGGGGGGUACUUGCUUUUAAUCUAAUAUAACACAAUAUUUAAAUGAAUAAGUUCAAUAAAAUUAUUAACCAAAAAAUUUUGAAAAUUCGAAAUAAAUAACAUGAGGCGUUAGCACAAAAUUUCAAAUUCAGUUUGAUAAAAAAAUAUAAUAAAUAUUUGCCUCUGUCACAUUUAAAAAAUAACACCGUGUAUAUAUCUAGUCCAAAAAGCAACCGAGUGUCAUUUUAUUAAUUUUAUUUAUUUUUCAAUAAAAUCAUGAUGAAUAGAAAAAGAAAUUUCAAAAUAUUGAUAAAUUUUAUUUGAAUUAAAUACUUUCUUUUAAUUAUUUUUAAUUAAAUAAUGGCUACUGAUCCGUUAUUUAGUAGAUCUCUUAUAUAUUAACUUUAUUUGAAUCAAAAUGAAUUUUUUUUGGCCUAGUAUUUUCUACUGCAAAUGUUAUAUACCAUGUAUCCACUUAAAUUCAUACCAUAUGGGAAAACUUUCUUAUUGUUAAUAUCACAAAAAAAAGUUGUUCUUCAUAAAAAGUUCUGCAUUGUUUAAAAACUAAAAUACAACCAACAGAUUUUAAAAUUUUUCAAUCGUAUACGAGGUAUACAAAAAGAUAUAAUUGGAUAAUUAUAAUUCAGCAUUUUAUUCAUGUUAAACUAUGGAAUAAUGAAUUUUGUUAUUUGUACCAAUGCUGCAACAAUUUUUUUUAUAAUAAAUCAGUUGAUUUUCGUUAUUAUAAAAAAUUAAAGUACUUUGCUCUUGAAUGGUAUUCAUAUUUUUUAUCAUACCUCGUAUAAGAUCGAAAAAUUUUAAAAUCUGUUGGUUGUAUUUUUAUUUUUAAAGUAAGCAGAACUUUUUUAUAAAAAAAAAUUCAUAAUGUUAACAAUAAGAAAGUUGCGAACUUGAGUGGUCCACAGUGUAUAUAGAAUUUCAUUUUCAGCCGUUUAAUAAUUGUUCAGAAUCUCCCGAGAUUUAAUUUUACCCUUUCUAUUAAUUUUAAAUCCAAACAUCCGUACUUAUAAUUUAUAAAAUUGUUACCGAAUUAAAACAAAAACACCCUGUAGCUAAUCAAACUUUUUUUUAUCUGUGAAAUAAAUUAUAUUUGACCGAAAGGAAUAAAAAAUAUGUUUUGUUUGAAAUGGUGAUUUAGUUUGUAUACCAAAAGAUUCUUUUCAAAUAUUAAAUCAAUUCUUAUACGGUAUGUCCCAUUAAUUUGGAACCUUAUGGGAAACUUUUAUAAUUUUCAAUUUUAGGAAAAAAAUUGAACCUUACGGAAAACUUUUUUAUUAUUAGUUUUUCGAAAAAAAUGUUCUAAACGUUCUAAAAUCUAAAAUAAAUUUAUAUGGUAUUAAAUUUUUAAAGUCGUAUACGAGGUUUGUCGAAAAAUAUGAAUUCGACUAAAGAUUAAAGUAUAGUUGUUUGCUUAACGACUGUCAAAAGACUUGAAUGCAAAUAAAAGUUGAACAGCCUAAAAAUCGGAAUAAAUUGACAUAUAAUUCAUACAUUCAGUUCAAAAGUCAAUCAAUUCAAUUAUUAGUACUAAUUUUCGACAUCUGGGAUUCCGAUAAAUGGAUUCUGCGACCUCGAAAACGCUAAAAUAACGUGUUCUUAUUAGAGGAAUUGUUAAAAGAAUUUACUUGUUGGAAUGUGUACUAAACCAGAAAGAUUUAAUCAAAAUUUAGAUAUAAAAAACUAAAUUUUCCGAUGUGAAUAAUAUAAAUUUAAACGAACAAUAUAAAAGUACUUUAAACUUGAAUAAAAAUUUUUUGACAAACCUCGUAUACGUCUUAAAAAAUUUAUAUCUGAUUAUUUUUUUACAUUUUAGAACUUUCUAUCAAGAAUAACUUUUUUUGAGGACAGAAACUUCACUACUAGUUAAAUAAAAAUUCCGAGAAUGUAUUAUAAAUAAAUAAAUAAAAUCGAAUCCGGAAAUGGAACCAGAGAGGCGAUAAUAUAUUGGAAAGAUCUCAUCAUUUCCGCUACAGUUCAUAACCCAAGAAAGCUAGCACGUAAUAGAAAACUUUUCUUUUUUUAUUGAUUUGAAGAAAGCAUUCGACUGCUGGUUACCAGAAAUAAAUAUUAAAUAUGGAACGAGUCUUUUGAAACAUAUACAUGGCGGAUUAUGUUUUACGUUCUUAUCGGAUUGGUAACUCGUUUCUGACAGUAUUAUGGCGUCACACAAAAUAAACCGGUGAAGAAUCUAUCCAUAGAUUUUUACUAAUUCUUCUGCUUUAUUUGAUAAAAAUAAACUCAUUUAAUUCCAAA
This is a messenger RNA of Diorhabda carinulata, 8338 nucleotides long. RefSeq lists its product as uncharacterized. Gene Ontology annotation, molecular function: nucleic acid binding; zinc ion binding. Bases 527 to 2233 code for a protein of 568 amino acids. The transcript has 6 exons. The record is from RefSeq and is a predicted model, not a curated record. NCBI's taxonomy places the organism in Eukaryota, Metazoa, Arthropoda, Insecta, Coleoptera, Chrysomelidae.